Impatiens glandulifera is the source of this 926-nucleotide messenger RNA. RefSeq names its product armadillo repeat-containing protein 7. The transcript has 7 exons. The record is from RefSeq and is a predicted model, not a curated record. Bases 124 to 663 code for a protein of 179 amino acids. NCBI's taxonomy places the organism in Eukaryota, Viridiplantae, Streptophyta, Magnoliopsida, Ericales, Balsaminaceae. Gene Ontology annotation, molecular function: protein binding.
AUCCCAUUUCUUUUCAUCUUCUCCUUUCUCAGCCGCCGAAACCCUAACGCCGGCGUCGCAAACGCCUGCCGCCAUUCAUCCUCUCCCGACGGAUUCGUCUCUUUCGAAGGUUAAACAGAAUCUAUGUUUACCAACAAUAAGAGGCAAGAAGAACGUACUGGUAAAUAUGGAACUCCUAGGCUUCAAUAUCUUCAGGAUUUGGUGACACAGUUUCAGAGCGAUAGUACUAAUGAAGAAUCAAAGGAGAGACUUGCAGCAAACUUGGCGAACUUCGCAUACGAUCCUUAUAAUUAUGCUUUUCUGCGGCAGCUUAAUGUAUUGGAACUUUUCCUAGACUGCAUAACAGAACCAAAUGAAAAGAUUGUUGAAUUUGGCAUUGGAGGAAUCUGCAAUUCUUGUGCUGACCCUGAAAAUGCAGCUGUUGUUGCUCGUUGUGACGGUAUCCCACUUGUCGUCCAAUGUUUAUCCAGCCCUGUUAGAAACACUGUAAAUUAUGCGAUAGUAGCUCUUUACUUUCUCUGCAAUGAAUCCAACAAAGGAGAGAUUCUGAAGCCCGAGGUGGUGGAUGUGAUCCAAAGAUAUGCUGCAGCCGGUGAAGUCAGUGUAAGCUUUAGUAAUCUAGCUCAAGCAUUUCUCGAUAAGCAUGUCUCUGUAGAUAAAUAAUGCAAUUUCUUUCUGAAAAAGGGACAAAAAGAUACCAAAGUCUAUUCAAUUCUCACUAAAAACGUACCAAGGUAUCUUUCUUGGUUUCAAAAAAAAAAAAUGAAUAGAACGGGCAAUACUUAGUGGAUGUUAUAGUUAAAUAUAGGCAUCAUUACAUUACCAUAAAUGUAAGAAAUAACCAUAUUAAAAAAACUUAUUUAAUAUACAACUUUUAAGGUAAUCAAGUGUUACAAAUAAAACAACAAUACUUGCUUUUCUUCUAA